Messenger RNA from Aedes aegypti (yellow fever mosquito), 2939 nucleotides. Its product is annotated as endoplasmic reticulum metallopeptidase 1. Gene Ontology annotation, molecular function: metalloexopeptidase activity. The transcript is spliced from 6 exons. The record is from RefSeq and is a predicted model, not a curated record. Bases 201 to 2831 code for a protein of 876 amino acids. Gene Ontology annotation, biological process: proteolysis. Lineage: Eukaryota; Metazoa; Arthropoda; Insecta; Diptera; Culicidae.
GGCACUCGUACCAAUUAGUCCCCAUUUGGGUAUUGGCGGAUGCAGACCGGGGACAAAGUUCUUGCGUGAGAUUUUUUACCCCCACAGAGUUUCGGUCGAUAAGAUACGGCGCGGUGGAGGCACGCAAUCCGAUUGCCGAAUAUAACGUCGAUGUUCAGAAAUUUCCAAUCAACAACCGCGCGAACAGCCAUCAAACAGCCAUGUUCAAGUCUUAUCGGGAUAAAUUGCGGCUCAAAAACGAAACCUCCGGCGAAAGAGACAUAAACUAUGGCCAAACGAUAUCUGUAGUGUGGGGUUUCAUUUUGACGGCCGUCGUCGUUGGAAUCUACUUCUUGGUCUAUUUGAAUUGGGUGUCGUUGCCCACGGGAUUGACGACCACCGAUGAAGCGAGUAAUCCAGGUCGGUUUAUCGCUCAGGUCGCCAAAGAAAACCUUGCGGUACUGACCAGUAAUGGGCCUCGAGUCGGUGGCAGUCCGAACAACGAAGUGUUCACCGUUGACUUUCUGUAUCGAACGGUUAACGAAAUUGUAGCCGAAGCGAAUUCUGCUCAUCGCUUCGAGGUUCAAGUUCAGCAACAGGAUGGCAGUGCAUUCUUCGACUACGUUACAUAUCCGAUGACCAGCGUGUACCAAGGGGUUCAGAACGUCCUGGUGAAAAUCACUCCAGCCGGAGUUCCCGAACCGGAGCACUAUCUGAUGUUGAGCUCACACUUCGAUAGCGUUCCGCAAAGUCCUGGCGCCGGCGAUGACGGCACGAUGACUGUGGUGAUGUUGGAGAUUCUAAGGCAGCUGUCGAAGGACGGAACCGCGUACGAGCAUGGAAUUGUGUUCGUGUUCAAUGGAUUCGAGGAGAAUGGUUUGCAGGGAGCUCAUGCCUUUAUCCUGCAUCCGUGGUGGGAUCGUGUCCGGGCGUUCAUCAACAUGGAUGUGGCGGCCAAUGGUGGGCGCGAGAUUAUGUUUCAAGCUGGGCCGAAGUUUUCCUUUUUGAUGGAGUAUUACAGAGACCACGUUCCGCACCCGUUCUGCACGGCAGUUGCCGAGGAACUCUUUCAAGCGGACUUGGUUCCCUCGGAAACGGACUUCUUCAUCUACACCAAGAUGGGCGGUCGCCCAGGUAUGGACUUUGCCCAUGCCACCUGGGGUUAUUUGUACCACACGGCUUACGACGCGCUCGAUACGAUUCCGCUGGAGUCGCUCCAGCAUACCGGGGAUAAUGUGCUGUCGUUGGUGCGUGGUCUGGCCAAUGCCCCGGAGCUGAGCGAUAUCGACAACUACGAAGGAACCAAGGCGGUGUUCUUCGAUUUCUUGAACUGGUUCCUGAUUUAUUACCCGGACUGGGCCGGAAUCGUGAUUAACUCGUUGAUGGCUGCGCUAGGCCUGGGACUGAUUUUCGGAUCGUUUGCGAUUAUGGCUAAGGAUUCUGAUGUGAGCUACGGACGAGUGGUGGGUCAGUUCUUCAUCAACCUGGGAGUUCAGUUGCUGUCUAUUGCUCUGGGAGCUGGAUUUUCCAUACUGAUGGCAGUGAUCUUGAAUGCCGCUGGUGGCGCCAUGUCUUGGUUCACCGAGUCCUGGUUGAUCUUUGGACUGUACAUGUGUCCGUUCUUGAUGUGCACAGUACUUGGACCGUUGCUGUUGAUUCGGUUUUAUAAGAUAGAUAAUAUUCUACUUCAAACGCGUAUCAAUUUAUUCACGCUCGCUCAACAAAUGAUUUUCAUUGUGAUACUGAUCGUAAUGACUGCCAUGACCAUUCGCUCAGCGUACAUUUUCGUGAUUGUGGUGAUCUUCUUCAACGCAACGACCAUCGUAAACAUGAUCGUGCGAUUCCGUAGCUUCCACUGGAUUUACAUCCACCUGAUAGGCCAGCUGUUUCCACUUGCAUACUACAGCAGCUUCUCGUUGACCACGUUCAGCACUUUCAUACCAAUGCAAAACCGAGGAAACCCCGAGUCCAAUCCAGAAUUCCUGAUUGCGCUAUUUGCCAUAAUAGUAAUUCUCAUGAUGAGCAGCUUCCUGACCCCAAUGGUUGCGAUGAUGCGAAAACCAUUCAUCUACUUUGGUGUCGUAGCCAUAUUUUGGAUCAUCACAAUCAUCGUUUCCGUCACUUCAGUUGGCUUCCCGUAUCGAGCGGAGACAUCUCCCCAGCGGUACUACGUGUUCCAUAUCGAACGGAACUUCCACCAUCCCAACGGAACUAUGCGUCACUCGGACACCCACUUCUACAUCCACCCGCAGGACGUCCACACACCUGGCUACAUCAUGGACACUGUUUCGGAGAUGCGACGUGCCACACAGCUGGGCGACGAAUGCGAACGGGAGUUGUACUGUGGCAUCCCAUUCUACCAAAGCUAUUUCCACGGACGGCGAAACUCGGCCUGGUGGCUACCGGCUGAGAGCCAUCCCACGUUUCCAACCCCUGUCAAGUUCGAGUUCCUGGGCAAAACAAGCGCUUCGCCCAACACUACUCGGUACGACUUCUCCGUUGAAGGUACGGACCACAUGAGCUUCUACGUAUCACCGAUCCAGCCGAACCUGCUGCGUAACUGGAGUUUUAGCGAAGAGGUUCCUCGCAGCGGCUAUCCAUGGAACGGUCAGGAAGUGCACUUUGUCAACUACGUCCACGGAAUCGACGAUUCUCCUCACCGGUUCUGGGUCCUGAUCGAGCACGCCGCAGACAAACCCGUUGACGAGCUAACGUUCCACCUGAACAUCGUCGCCCAGUACAUGCACCACGAAAAGUACCGCACCGAAGAGUUCAAGCGAUUCGUUGACAAUUUCCCCGAUUAUGCGCACGUAGUGGCCUAUCCCAGCUAUCUGGAAAGCUGGCUAUUUUAAGAUAAGGUUCCCGAUAUCGACAAAUGUACGCUCCGAAAAACGGCAAUAAAGUAUUCGCGGAGCGGUUUGAGAUAAGAUAUUCCUAAGCUCUGUGAUUUGUUUCGUGUA